Messenger RNA from Bicyclus anynana (squinting bush brown), 1091 nucleotides. RefSeq names its product methionyl-tRNA formyltransferase, mitochondrial. Gene Ontology annotation, cellular component: mitochondrion. Gene Ontology annotation, molecular function: methionyl-tRNA formyltransferase activity. The record is from RefSeq and is a predicted model, not a curated record. Bases 17 to 1054 code for a protein of 345 amino acids. Gene Ontology annotation, biological process: biosynthetic process; conversion of methionyl-tRNA to N-formyl-methionyl-tRNA. The transcript is spliced from 5 exons. Lineage: Eukaryota; Metazoa; Arthropoda; Insecta; Lepidoptera; Nymphalidae.
AAAAUUCAAAAUAAAUAUGACAAGUAAAGUUUAUAACCUCGCACUCGCACCGACUUUAAAUAAAGUAUUUUUGAAAGGAAAAUGGCCUUAUUUGCAAAAUAUAUACCAUAUAAGACAUUACAAUGUGCUUUUCUUUGGCUCUGAGGCUAUCGCAUUAAAUAGUUUACAAAAGGUAAACCAAUUCAGGAAAGAUGAGAAUAUUAUUAAACGCUUGGAUCUGGUCACGGCAAACAACAGUAAUAAAAAGACUAAAAUAGAGCAAUAUGCACAUGCAGAAAACAUAAGGAUAUUGCAGUGGCCACAUUUAGACAUUACCAAUGGUGAAUAUGACUUGGGAUUAAUUGUAGCGUUUGGCCAUUUAAUCAAAGAUGAUGUGCUGAAGAAGUUUCCUUUAGGAAUGGUGAAUGUCCAUCCAAGUUUGUUGCCCCGGUGGCGUGGAGCUGCGCCCAUCAUAUACACACUACUCCAUGGAGAUGAAAUUGGUGGUGUUUCACUUAUGAAAAUCAAACCAGAUGUAUUUGAUGUAGGUGAAAUAAUAAGUCAAAAAAGGGUACCAAUUCCUAAUGAUAUAAAACUGCCAGAUCUGACCCAUCAGUUAUCAAACAUUGGUGCAGAGAUGCUUGUAGAGUGUUUAAGAUGUCUGCCCACCAGCCUAGAAAACUGUCAGCCACAAAACAAUGAAGGAGUCACUUAUGCAAAGAAAAUAAAUAAAAAAAUAAGUGAAAUAAGCUGGACUGAAAAAAGCGCGCGAGAAGUUUACAAUUUAUAUCGUGCCUUAAAUGGGUUAUAUCCAUUAACUACAAAGUUUAGAGACAAACAAAUGAAAUUGUUUGAUGCAUUUCUUGUUGAGACUGAACCUGAAUACAAAGAGAAAUCUGUGGGCACCCUUGAAUACUGUGAGAAAACACAAGCAAUUAGAAUAUUAUGCAAAGACAAAAGAUUUAUUUAUUUCAAAUCACUUAGAAUUGUAGGCAAAAGAGAAAUAUCAGCAUUAGAUUUUUAUAAUGGAUAUAUUAAGAAUAUGUUAGAUAAAAGAAAACACAUUGUAAUUUAAAUACUGAUCUAUAAAAUAAAACACAUUACAAAGAAAA